UGUCACGCUGCUCAACGACAGAGAGAGGCUCGAGGUGAAGGUGUGAUGGAAAAAGCAGCAGAGAGCUCAACCGGGAAGGCAGCAGAUGUGGUUGUAAAGGGUGAAGCUGCACUGAAACCUGAAUUCAUAACCACAAAGGAAAAAUUUCAUGAGUCUGUCGACGCUGAGUGGCAGCGCUCAAAUGGAAAAAAGGCCAGUGAUGAAGACACAUCUGUGGACAAGAAUGAGAACUGCACAGCAGAACCUGAAGCUAAAAAGUUUAAAGCCGAUCCUGAGGAAAAGACUCAGGUGGAGAAGCCAGAUGGAAAACGAUAUAGAGGUCAAAAUAAGUCAAGGCCACACAUAAAACCUACUACCUAUGAGGAAAAACGACUGUGCCUUUCAAUCAUUCAGGAUAGAGAAUGUCCAUUUGGCGACAAAUGCCGCUUUCACCAUGAUGUUGCUGAGUACCUGGCCUCUAAGCCGGUAGAUAUUGGGGAAAGCUGCUAUCUCUAUGACACGUUUGGAAAGUGUGCUUACGGCCUCAUGUGUCGCUAUGCUAAAGCGCACACUACACCAGACUUCAAAACCAUGGAGAACAAAGAUCUAGUGCAGGCUUGUGAAGGCAGGAACCCAGUGAAGAACAGUUUGAGUAAAGACCUUCAGAAUCGUCUGAGGAAGCAUUCAGUGGCCUUCAAAAAGUCAGCAGAGUACCUGAAAACACUUUCAAACAACAAGGAAAAAAAAGAACAGCAAAAGAACGGUGAAGCUUGUGCUGCUGAAUUAUCGACCGCUCUAAAAGAAGUGGAGCAGAAAGAAGCAGAAACACAGCUUCAGUCAGUCCCAGAUAAAGAGCCCCCAGUGAAGACUGUUGGCCCUCUGACUGAUGCUGAUGUCAUCAAGUUGCGCCCGUGUGAAAAGAAACAGGUGGACUUCCAAGACAAGCUCUACCUUGCUCCUCUAACAACUUGUGGAAAUCUGCCUUUCCGUCGUGUGUGCAAGCGCCUUGGUGUAGAUAUCACCUGUGGAGAAAUGGCAAUGUGCACAAACCUGCUACAAGGGCAGCAGUCAGAGUGGGCCCUCCUCAAGAGGCAUGAAAGUGAAGAUCUUUUUGGCGUCCAGGUGGAGGGCUGCUUCCCUGACACCAUGACAAGGGUCGCAGAGCUCAUCAACAACAACACUGAUGUUGACUUUGUGGACAUUAACUCUGGAUGCCCCAUCGAUCUUGUCUACAAGAAGGGCGGAGGCUGUGGCUUGAUGACACGCACCAGAAAGUUUGAACAGAUCAUCAAGGGAAUGAAUUAUGUGAGUGUUUUUCACUGUUUCCUGUUUUUUUCCAUGAAGGUGCUGUUUUAG
Messenger RNA from Solea senegalensis (Senegalese sole), 1335 nucleotides. Its product is annotated as tRNA-dihydrouridine(47) synthase [NAD(P)(+)]-like. The transcript is spliced from 10 exons. Gene Ontology annotation, biological process: tRNA processing. The record is from RefSeq and is a predicted model, not a curated record. Gene Ontology annotation, molecular function: RNA binding; tRNA dihydrouridine synthase activity; metal ion binding. NCBI's taxonomy places the organism in Eukaryota, Metazoa, Chordata, Actinopteri, Pleuronectiformes, Soleidae. The coding region runs from base 46 to 1335 and encodes 429 amino acids.